This is a messenger RNA of Mycena citricolor, 2701 nucleotides long. The record is from the annotation of a GenBank genome assembly. NCBI's taxonomy places the organism in Eukaryota, Fungi, Basidiomycota, Agaricomycetes, Agaricales, Mycenaceae.
CUCAGCUGUCUGAUAGACUCACUUUAUCUCGGGGAUCAGACGAAAUGCACGCCUAUGCACACUUAGCCGACCGAACCAGUAUAGCCGUCUGACCAUCUUUGCACGCGACCACGAGAGCUGAGCCCGCGAUAUCCGCUAUUGAGAACUCGCCAAGGUUCUUCUCCUUAUGUUCUGGGCUUUAUCCUCAUAAAGACGCGUGGAAGAACCUCCGCCAUUUCCACGACAACAGUCGACCCAUAUGUUGACUAGUCUUCUGGAGGCGAUUCUUCUUAUUCCCGCGUGCUGUGUUUCCGGACGCAUGCUUUGCGAUAACGCAGAUGCGUCCGGCUUAUAUGCAGUGUGUAACCGAAGAGACUCUCCUCGCUGCUCGACACCAUGUUGUGGCUCCCGGCUCUCGCUCUCGCUCUUGCUCAGAUCUCGGCGGCGAAACCGGUUGUGAACAAACGAUGGGACGACAUGGCAGUGAAGCACGCGUGGGCGGAGGUCCCCAGCGGAUGGGAGUACCAUGAGGCGCCGCCCGCAGACCACCUCAUUGAGCUGCGUCUCGGGCUCAAGCAGGACCGCAUCGAUGAGCUCAUCGAGGCGCUGUACCAAGUCAGCGAUCCGUCGCACGAGAAGUACGGCCAGCACCUGUCGAAGGAGAAGGUCGACGAGCUCGUCGCCCCGCACCCUGACUCGCUCGAGGCCGUCGAGGCGUGGCUCCGGCACCACGCGAUCGACCCCGCCUCGGCGCACUUCCGCUCCGGCGGCGGCGAGUGGGUCACGUUCCACCUGCCCAUCGCCAAGGCCGAGCAGAUGCUCGGCACGACGUACGGGGUGUACCGCCACGCGGCCUCCGGCUCUGACGUGGUCCGCACGAUGUCCUACUCGCUCCCCCGCGAGCUGCACAGCCAUAUUGAUGUGGUCACCCCCACGACGUACUUCGGCACGAUGCGCAGCAUGCGCGCGACCAGCUUCAUCAAAGCCGGCGCCCCAGUCGUCGAGACCGACACGGCCGCCGAGGAGCUUGCGCUGAAUCCAUUUGCGGUGCCGUCUAGCUGCUCGAGCACCAUCACCCCUGCCUGCCUGCGCGCGCUGUACAAUACCGCUUCAUAUGUUCCCAAGGCUGCUGCUACCAACAAACUCGGCGUCGCCGGAUAUCUGGAGGAGUUUGCGAAUGACGCUGGUGAACUUGCAGGUAUUUCCGGAUUGCUCCCAAAAUAUAGCAAUAUCACUCACGAUCGGCUUCAGACGUUCUUCAGGCGAUUCCGGACUGAUGCCACUGGCGGCACGUUUACUCACGUGCAGCUCAAUGGAGGUCUGAACACUCAGUCGGACCCUGGAACGGAGGCUAACCUCGACAUCCAAUACACCGAGGCGAUAUCGUUCCCGACUCCCAACAUCUACUACAGCACCGGUGGAUCUCCUCCAUUCAAGACCGAUUCUGCCACUCCUUCCAACUCCAACGAGCCUUACUUGGAUUGGCUGAACUUUAUCCUCAACUCGACGACGAUUCCUCAGACUUUCUUGAUGGGAUCAUUCGAGACCACGAGUUACGGUGACGACGAGCAGACUGUGCCCAUGGACUACGCCAUCAGUGUUUGCAACCUGUUUGCGCAACUGGGUGUCCGAGGCAGCAGCAUCAUGUUCUCGUCGGGCGAUGACGGCGUCGGCGCCGGCACCUGCCGGACCAACGACGGCACCAACAAGGUCCUCUUCCAGCCGGCGUUCCCCGCAUCGUGCCCCUUUGUCACGACCGUCGGCGGCACCUUCCGCGUCAACCCGGAGGUCUCGGCGAGCUUCUCCGGCGGUGGAUUCUCACGGUACUUUGCGCGUCCGUCGUACCAGAGCACGGCCGUGUCCAAGUUCGUGACGGGACUCGGCACGAAGUUCGCCGGGUUGUACAACACGACCGGCCGCGCGUAUCCCGACGUAGCCGCGCAGGCGGAGAACUUCCAGGUCGUCAUCGGCGGAGGAGUCAACUCGGUUUUCGGCACAUCCGCGGCGUCGCCGACCUUCGCGGGCGUCGUUGCGCUGCUGAACGACUUCCGCCUCUCGCAGGGCAAGGCCCCGCUGGGCUUCCUGAACCCGCUGUUCUACGGGACGGCGGUCUCCGGCUUCAACGAUAUCACCUCCGGAUCAAACCCGGGAUGUGGCCAGACUGGCUUUACGGCGGGCACUGGCUGGGACCCGGUCACUGGUUUGGGCUCGCCCGACUUUUUGCGUCUGCAGGCGCUUGUGUAGGGAGCGGGGCAUGUAAGUGUCGUAUUCUAUGUAUUGUACGACAAGAAGAUUAUAUCAAUGUCGGUGUCUAUCCGGAUCGACCGGUUCGUGAGGUUUUGCCAGUUCAAGUCUACACGUGAUCUGGCGCGACGCAAGAGCGCAGAUUUUGCUGGUCUUUAGCCAUUCAUCCUAGACCCAGACUCCAUUCACACUUUUUCGUGUUCCAUGGCAGCUAGCCGCUCCUGCUCCAUCACAAUACUCGAGAACCGGCUCCGCGCGCGUAUCCGGGGGCCGUAGAAAAACAGCACAAACGGGAUGGGGACCAUGACCGUGGCGAUGAGCGCGAACAUGGUGUUGGCCCACGUGUAGCCGAGCACCGCGAACAUGUGUUUCGUGAACAGCGGGAACACCGUGCCGAGCAGAUUCCGGCAGAGGCUCUGCCCGGCGAGCGCGGAGGAGGCAAAGGGGCCGUAGCAGUCUGCGAGGUAGGAGAACACGG